UGCCAACUCAAAAAUUCCCCCCCUCCGCCCUCCUCCGCCUCCCGCCGAUCACCUCGCCCGCGACUAGCCGCCCCACCUCCCCGCCCGAAGGUUCCGGCGGAGGCCUCUAGAAGUUCCGCGGCUCCGCUCUCGUGCGGCGGGCACGGAAGGGCGUCGCGGUGGCCGAGGCGGCGGACUGGCGGGUUUGGGUUUUUUCCCCGCACGCGCGCGGUCCUUUGAGCGCGGCAUGCGCCGCGGAGCGCGCUAACUUUUCCGGAAUUCAGGGAAUCUCACGCGUGGGCUAGGCCCGGAGCUCCGUUUGUUUCCAGGCGAUUGGUGCAGCUGCUCGAGGAGUUCAGUUCCUCUCAUGCCCGAAUUUUGCUGGUGGAAUCGGUUGGCGAGAGGAGCAAGGUUAGCGCGGUGACCGGAAGCGAGGAGUCUGAUCGCGAUGACGUCCCUGUCGCGGACGCUCUCCCGGGCCGGCCCGAUGCAGCCGCCGGGGCCUCGCCGGAUUCUGAGGACGCAGACCGCCGUCAACCUCGGCGAGCCCAUCUUCGACAGUGAGGUGGUGCCGUCGUCGCUCGUGGAGAUCGCGCCCAUCCUCCGUGUCGCCAACGAGGUCGAGGCGGCCAACCCCCGCGUCGCCUACCUCUGUCGAUUCUAUGCAUUCGAAAAGGCUCACAGAUUGGAUCCAACUUCAAGCGGUCGAGGUGUCCGACAAUUCAAGACCGCUCUUCUACAACGGCUCGAAAGGGAGAAUGUGCCCACCUUGACCGGAAGGGCCCAGAAGAGUGAUGCACGGGAAAUACAGACCUUCUAUCGACACUACUACAAAAAAUAUAUUCAGGCACUGCAAAAUGCUUCUGACCAAGGGGAUCGUUCCCAACUUACCAAAGCAUACCAGACCGCCAAUGUUCUGUUUGAGGUUUUAAAAGCAGUCACUCAACAACAUGCUGUUGAAGUUGACGAUGAGAUCUUGGAAACUGCUGAUAAGGUUAAAGAGAAGACAAAAAUCUAUAUCCCUUUUAACAUUCUGCCUCUUGAUCCUGACAGUGGCAACCAGGCAGUCAUGAAAUUUCCAGAGAUACAAGCUGCUGCUUCUGCUCUUCGCAAUACUAGAGGCCUUCCACUACCCAAAAAUUAUGAGAGUAAGGUUAACGAGGACCUCUUGGAUUGGCUACAAGCUAUGUUUGGCUUUCAGACAGACAAUGUUUCUAAUCAGAGGGAGCAUUUGAUUUUACUUCUUGCUAACAUACAUAUACGGAAACAUCCAAAGACCGAUGAACACUCAAAGUUGGAGGACAAUGCGCUUGAUGAAGUGAUGAAAAAGUUAUUUAAGAACUACAAGAAGUGGUGCAAAUAUCAUGGUCGCAAGAGUAGCCUUUGGUUGCCAACAAUUCAGCAAGAGGUGCAACAACGGAAAUUACUCUAUAUUGGUCUAUACCUUCUUAUCUGGGGGGAAGCUGCAAAUUUGCGAUUUUUGCCAGAAUGUCUUUGCUACAUAUAUCAUCAUAUGGCAUUUGAAAUGUAUGGUAUGCUAGCUGGAAAUGUGAGUGCCAUGACAGGUGAAUAUGUGAAGCCAGCCUAUGGCGGUGAUAAAGAAGCCUUUCUAAAAAAGAUUGUCACUCCAAUUUACUGUACCAUUGCGCAGGAAGCUGAAAGGAGCAAAAUAGAAAAAGGGAAUCAUUCUCAGUGGAGAAACUACGAUGAUCUUAACGAAUUUUUUUGGUCUGCUGACUGCUUUCGGCUAGGUUGGCCUAUGCGAGCUGAUGCUGAUUUCUUUUGUCAACCUUUAAAGCCAGUUGAUGAAAGAAAUGAAGGCACAAUAAAAGCUGACAAGCAGAAAGGGAAGGUCAAUUUUGUGGAGCUGCGCUCGUUUUGGCACAUAUUCAGGAGUUUCGAUAGAAUGUGGAGCUUCUUUAUUCUAGCUCUUCAGAUUAUGAUUAUUCUUGCUUGGAGUGAAGGAGGGUCAUUAGGUAAUAUUUUUGAUCCUCUGGUUUUCAAGGAGAUCUUGAGCAUCUUUAUCACUUCUUCUAUACUAAAUCUUGGAAAAGCUACACUUGACAUAAUCUUUAAUUGGAGGGCCAGGAGAACGAUGGAAUUUAUGGUCAAACUGAGAUAUGUCCUGAAGUUCAUAUUGGCAGCUAUGUGGGUUGUACUUCUGUCAGUUACAUAUGCAUACACCUGGGAGAAACCGACAGGAAUUAUUAGGACCAUCAAAAACUGGUUCGGAAAUGGUCCAGAUCAACCAUCACUCUUCAUCAUUGCAGUAGUCGUAUACUUGUUGCCCGAUAUGCUAGCUGCUGUACUUUUCGCUCUUCCAUUACUACGCCGGAAACUUGAAGGUUCAGAUUAUAAACUCAUGAGAUUGAUCAUGUGGUGGUCUCAGACUCGCCUGUUUGUUGGUAGGGGAAUGCAUGAAAGCGCCUUUUCACUUUUCAUGUACACCAUGUUUUGGGUUGCUCUUCUUUUGACAAAGUUCGUAUUUAGCUACUAUGUCGAGAUCAAGCCUCUUGUUGAACCCACCAAGGAUAUCAUGAAAUUCCCUAUAAAUCAUUUCCGGUGGCAUGAGUUUUUUCCAAGAGCGAAGGGCAACAUUGGCGUUGUAAUUUCACUUUGGGCCCCAGUCAUUUUGGUGUAUUUCAUGGACACACAAAUUUGGUAUACAAUCUUCUCCACUCUAGUUGGUGGAGUUUAUGGUGCUUUCCAACGACUUGGCGAGAUCCGCACACUUGGAAUGCUGCGGUCUCGCUUUGAUUCAAUACCUUUAGCCGUUAAUGAUUGUCUAGUUCCGGUUGAAACAUCUGAUGCAAGGCGGAAGAAAGGUCUAAGGUCUAAUUUCAAGAAUCGUUUCAAGGAGAUGACGCAUGAAGACAAGGAGAAGGUAGCUGCAAGAUUUGCACAGAUGUGGAAUGAAAUUGUCUCUAGCUUCCGUGAGGAAGACCUUAUAGAUAACAGGGAGAAGGAGCUGCUACUUGUUCCAUAUGUGGCUGAUCAGGGUCUUCGUGUUACGCAGUGGCCUCCAUUUUUGCUUGCCAGCAUGGUUCUUCUCUGCUUUUACUUUGUUUAUUUUAUUUCUAAUUUAUGGGAAGCCACCCUCAUCCCCUUCUAUUUAUAUGCAAAUGGACAGGUCCCCAUAGCCGUUGACAUGGCGAAGGAUAGCAAUGGUAAAGACCGUGACUUGAAAAAGAGGAUUGAAAACGAUUAUUAUUUUUCUUGUGCAAUUAAAGAAUGUUAUGCAUCAUGUAAAAACAUCAUCAAUGAUCUUGUACAUGGUGAACAAGAGAAAAGGGUCAUAAAUACUAUAUUUACUGAAGUUGAAAAGUGUAUUGCUGAGGACAAAGUUAUUACAGAUUUGAAUAUGCAAUCCCUGCCAGAUCUCUACAAUAAGUUUGUUGAAUUGGUAGAAUUCUUGAAAAAGAAUGAUGAGAAAGACAGGGUCGCUGUGAUAAAGAUAUUUCAAGAUAUGCUGGAGGUUGUAACGAGAGAUAUAAUGGAAGACCAACUUCCUAGUAUUUUGGAGUCAAGUCAUGGGGGUUCAUAUCAAAGGCCAGAGGGCAUGACAGCAUGGGAUAAUGAAUAUCAGUUAUUUCAACCAUCUGGAGCUAUCAAGUUUCCACUAGAAGUCAGCACAGAGGCUUGGAAAGAAAAGGUGAAUAGGCUGGAACUACUGCUCACGGUGAAAGAGUCUGCUAUGGACGUUCCUUCAAAUCUUGAGGCCAGAAGGCGUCUUACCUUUUUCACUAACUCUUUGUUUAUGGAUAUGCCUGAUGCUCCUAAAGUCCGAAACACAAUUUCAUUUUCUGCAUUGACUCCUUAUUACAAUGAGCAUGUUCUUUUCUCCAUAAAAGAUCUUGAAGAGGAAAAUGAAGAUGGAGUUUCCACUCUGUUCUACCUACAGAAAAUUUACCCAGAUGAAUGGAAGAACUUCCAGGAAAGGAUUGAGGAAGAACUAAAAGAUAAUGAAGAACUGAAGGAAGAAGCGCUUCGUCAAUGGGCUUCAUACAGAGGCCAAACGCUAACUCGAACAGUUAGAGGCAUGAUGUACUACCGAAAAGCUUUGGUUCUUGAAGCAUUUCUAGAUAUGGCCAAACAUGAAGAUCUCAUGGAAGGGUAUAAAGCAGCUGGGUCAAUAUCGGAUGAAGAGUGGAAGUCCUUGAUUGCUCAGUGUGAAGCAUUGGCUGAUAUGAAGUUCGCCUAUGUGGUAUCAUGCCAACAAUAUGGAAAUGACAAGCGUUCCGCUCUUUCAAAUGCCCAAGACAUAUUACAGCUAAUGAGAACGUACCCUUCUCUGCGUGUAGCAUAUAUUGAUGUGGUGGAAGAUAGAGUAGGAGAGAAGCAAAUUGAGACAGCUUAUUACUCUACAUUGGUAAAGGUUGCUCUAAAUAAGGACUCUGAAUCCGCAGGUCCAGUACAAAAUCUUGAUCAGGUUAUCUACCGGAUAAAACUUCCAGGCCCUGCAAUAUUGGGAGAAGGAAAACCCGAAAAUCAAAACCAUGCAAUAAUUUUCACCCGUGGUGAAGGCCUGCAAACAAUAGACAUGAACCAGGAUAACUAUAUGGAAGAAGCACUUAAAAUGAGAAACUUGCUUCAAGAGUUCCUUACAGAAGAUGGAAUCCGGCAGCCAUCUAUACUUGGAGUUAGGGAGCACAUUUUUACUGGCAGUGUCUCCUCCCUUGCAUGGUUUAUGUCAAAUCAGGAGCACAGUUUUGUGACUAUUGGACAACGGCUGCUUGCAAACCCUCUGAAGGUCCGAUUCCACUAUGGCCACCCGGAUGUAUUUGAUAGGCUUUUCCAUCUAACGAGGGGUGGUGUCAGUAAGGCAUCAAGGAGUAUCAACUUAAGUGAAGAUAUUUUUGCAGGGUUUAACUCAACUCUUCGUGGCGGCAAUGUAACACAUCAUGAAUAUGUGCAAGUCGGCAAGGGACGAGAUGUAGGACUAAAUCAGAUCUCCAAGUUUGAGGCUAAGGUGGCAAAUGGAAAUGGCGAGCAGACCCUUAGCCGUGAUAUCUACCGGCUUGGGCACCGGUUCGAUUUCUUCAGAAUGCUUUCAUGCUACUUCACCACCGUGGGAUUUUAUUUCAGUACACUGUUGACAGUCUUCACAGUUUAUGUGUUUUUGUACGGGCGCCUUUAUCUUGCUCUCAGUGGACUUGAAGAAGGGCUUGCAACACAACGGAAAUUCAGCCAUAAUCAUGCUCUUCAGGUUGCUCUUGCCUCGCAGUCUCUUGUUCAGCUUGGUUUUCUGAUGGCCCUGCCCAUGAUGAUGGAAAUUGGCCUUGAAAAAGGAUUUGGCAAGGCACUAAGUGAAUUUAUAAUGAUGAACUUGCAACUGGCAUCCGUGUUCUUUACAUUUUCACUUGGUACCAAGACUCACUAUUAUGGACGUAUGUUGCUUCAUGGAGGUGCUCAAUACAGAAGUACCGGAAGGGGCUUUGUUGUCUUUCAUGCAAAGUUUGCAGAAAACUACAGGCUAUAUUCUCGCAGCCACUUUGUUAAAGGCAUCGAGUUGAUGACUCUGCUCAUCGUUUAUCAACUAUUUGGUCAAACCUCCCACUCAACCAUCGCAUAUAUCUUUGUUACGUCCUCCAUGUGGUUCCUAGUGUUGACAUGGCUCUUUGCACCAUUUCUAUUCAACCCCUCGGGGUUUGAGUGGGCGAAAAUUUUGGACGAUUGGUCGGAUUGGAACAAGUGGAUCAGCAAUCGUGGUGGGAUUGGUGUGUCUCCAGAAAAGAGCUGGGAAUCCUGGUGGGAGAUAGAGCAGGAGCAUCUGAAGCAUACAGGAACACUCGGAAUCAUCUUUGAGAUAAUUUUGUCCCUUCGGUUUUUCAUAUAUCAGUAUGGCCUUGUGUACCAGUUAACUAUCACAAACAACAACAAAAGUAUCGUGGUUUACUUAAUUUCAUGGCUCGUAAUUUUGGUGAUGCUGGUUAUUUUGAAGAUCAUAUCUGUCGGAAGGCGGAGGUUCGGCGCGAACUUUCAGCUGUUCUUCCGUCUGAUCAAGUUCAUGAUAUUCGUUUCGUUCUUCGCUAUUUUGGUUGUGCUGAUAGUUCUGCUUCACAUGACUAUUAAAGACAUACUUGUAUGCUUCCUGGCAUUCUUGCCCACCGGAUGGGGAAUACUACUGAUUGCACAAGCUUGCAGGCCUCUUUUCCGGGUCACGGGGCUAUGGGGAUCUGUCCGAGCCCUUGCGCGGGCGUACGAGGUUAUCAUGGGGAUGCUUCUGUUCACACCAAUUACUGUCCUGUCAUGGUUCCCCUUCGUCUCCGAGUUCCAGACGCGGAUGCUGUUCAACCAGGCAUUCAGUAGAGGACUGCAGAUUUCCCGGAUUCUUGGCGGUCAGAAGAAGGAGAGGGCCGCUAGCACCAAAGACUAACGCCCUGUUCGGAAUCGCGCCGCUCCACAACUCCGCUCCCGGAGCGGGCGGAGCUGCAGUUUCCCGGCUCCGCGGAUUCUGGUAGUGGGUGGGUUGCUGAACAGGGCCUAAAUUAGCUCUUCUGCCCAAUUGCCUGCCAUUUUCAAGAUCUAGGACUUUUGCCAUAAAAAAAUAUAGUACUACUUGGGAAUACAUAGGUUGUAAAUAUAUUCCAGGAUAUAGAAUAUUUCGUGCGAUUACAGCUUCAUACAAGUUGUGAAAUAUAUCUCUUCAGUCUUCACUGCUAAUUGCAAUGUAAGGAAUUGUAGUCGUUGGAUAUUGCCAUUUUUUCUUGUGUGAAUACUACAGCAAGUGUUAAUACGGACACUUUAGCAGUUGCGGUGAGUUGGGAA
Messenger RNA from Aegilops tauschii subsp. strangulata, 6747 nucleotides. RefSeq names its product callose synthase 3. Gene Ontology annotation, cellular component: plasma membrane; 1,3-beta-D-glucan synthase complex. The record is from RefSeq and is a predicted model, not a curated record. Gene Ontology annotation, biological process: (1->3)-beta-D-glucan biosynthetic process. Gene Ontology annotation, molecular function: 1,3-beta-D-glucan synthase activity. Lineage: Eukaryota; Viridiplantae; Streptophyta; Magnoliopsida; Poales; Poaceae.